Molecule: messenger RNA, 1965 nt
Organism: Chanos chanos (milkfish)
Lineage: Eukaryota; Metazoa; Chordata; Actinopteri; Gonorynchiformes; Chanidae
Gene: utp6
Product: UTP6 small subunit processome component
Exons: 19
Coding region: 60-1847 (595 amino acids)
Biological process (GO): maturation of SSU-rRNA from tricistronic rRNA transcript (SSU-rRNA, 5.8S rRNA, LSU-rRNA)
Cellular component (GO): small-subunit processome; Pwp2p-containing subcomplex of 90S preribosome
Molecular function (GO): protein binding; snoRNA binding
Source: RefSeq, a predicted model, not a curated record
UGUAAUCAUCAGAAUCAACUUCCAUUACAAGUAAAUUGUAAGUACCCGGGAGAACGAGAAUGGCUGAUUUGGUACAGCAUCGAAUAGAGAACAGGAUUCCGGAGCUUGAACAACUAGAGAGAGUGGGACUGUUCACCAAAAAAGAAGUGAAGUCUUUGCUUAAAAGAUCCACUGCUUUGGAGUACAAGUUGUAUAGGGCAGUUUCAAGCAAAGAUGAUUUCAUUUCCUAUGUUCAAUAUGAGAUUAACGUCUUGGAGCUCAUCAAGAAGAGACGAACGCACAUUGGGUACCAAUUCAAAAGGGAAGAGAUAGAGUAUCCCAUCAUUCAGAGAGUGAAUAAUGUUUUCAGAAGAGCCACGUCAAAGUGGAAGGAGGAUGUGCAGCUAUGGCUCUCUCAAGUUGCAUUUUGUAAGAAAUGGGCCACUAAGGGCCAACUUAGUAAGGUCUUCUCCUCCAUGCUUGCCAUUCAUCCAGACAAACCAGCUUUGUGGAUCAUGGCCGCCAAAUACGAGAUGGAAGACAGGGACUCGUCAGAAAGUGCCAGGCAUCUCUUCCUGCGUGCUCUCCGUUUUCAUCCAGAGAAUCCAAAAAUCUAUCAGGAGUAUUUUCGAAUGGAGCUGAUGCAUGCAGAGAAGCUGAGAAAACAGCAGCAGGAACUCGAACAAGCCCAGAUAGAUGUGGGUGAGUAUGAGUUCUCACCAGAAAUUCUAAGUGGCAAGCUGGCUGAGGUUGUCUACAGAGAUGCUUCACAGAAAAUCAAAGGAGCAGAAUUUAUCCUGAGCCUCCUGCAGAUAGCUGCAGUUUUUGACUUCACCAAAGACCUCCAAGAAACUAUCCUCCAAGACCUGCAGAAUCACCAUACUGAUGACUCCUUGACGUGGGACUUCAUGGCCAAGCGGGAGCUGGAGACAGCCGUAGCCCCGGAGCUCCAGACUCCUAAGGGCAGGGCCACAGACAUAAACAGGAAGGAGGAGCGUGCUUGUAUAGUGUAUGAAGAGGGUCUAAAAAGCCUUAAUACAGAGGCCAUGUGGACAUGCUACGUGACUUUCUGCCUGGACAGAUACAAGAGGAAAACGAAUGUCACAGAAUUAAAAGAAAAGAGAAGAGAGAGAUUUCUGAAUGUGCUUCAGAGGGCUCACGACUCUGCUCUGCUCCAAGAAAACUUCUACAAGAACUGGCUGCAGGUUCUUCAGUCCUCGGGAGACAAUGAACAUGCUGUACAAGUUGCCAUAGCAGCCACCCAGCGCUUUAAUCAAUCGGUGGAGACGUGGAGCUUGAGCCUGCAGACAUUGGUCAAGCUCGGAAGUGAGGAGGCGGGCCGUCUAUUCCAGGAAGCCCUGAAACAUGUGAAUCCCAAGGAGAGUUUGCCCCUGUGGCUGCUGAAGGUUGAAUGGAGUAUGUCCUCACAGACUCCAGAAGAGACAGAGGCCUUAUUUAAGAAAGGUCUGUUGUCCCCGGUGCCUGCAGUGUCUACAGCCAUGAAAGAGAAGUACCUGGAUUGGUCCUAUAUGACCGGUGGCUACAAAGUGGCUAGGAAGACAUUCACAAGUUUAAACGAACACAGACCCUUCACCAAGGCGUUCUUCACACGGAUGAUACAGAUUGAGAAAGACCAGGAGACUCCAAAAAUGAACAACCUCAGAGACUACUAUGAGAGGGCACUGCGAGAGUUUGGCUCCACUGAUGAUGAUCUAUGGAUGGAAUACAUUAAAGAGGAGCAGGGUCCUUAUGGAAGCCCUGAGAACUGUGGGAGGCUGCACUGGCGGGCCAUUAAGACGCUGGAAGGCCAGGCUGUUGAGAACUUCACCACAAAGUAUACGUUAUUUCAGACGGGACACAUACAGUGAAUGUCUGAGCUCCUUCCCCUAACCUUAAUGCCGUUCCUGUUCUGAAGCAAGACUUUGAAACUCAACAUGUUGGAAUUCCACAUUCAACUUUCUUCUGUGACCGUCACAGAACCAGUUG